AUGUCUCUCCAGAUUCCAGCAUGUUUGCUGCGUAGAACUCUACGCAGCUCGUCCGUGUUGGAGCGAGUCACCGUCGCCAGAACGAGCCCCGAGCAGUCUCACCUGUUCGGCCUGCGGCCGUACUCGCAGGCGGUCGCCGAGUCUGAAGAGACCCAUCCUAGCAAUGAGACUGCAGCGUCGUCCGAACCACUUCGCAAAUCCACAAAAUCCAAUCGAAAUGCCCCUCAUAAGCAUCGGAGAUUUGGUCAUAAUGGCCCCGUCUUGGACGUGGAGAAGCGGAAACAGGAAGAACGCCUGCUGAUGGCAAUCGCUAGCGGAUCGACUCCUGAGAGUGGCGAGAUGAAUGACGAGAUUCGCAGUGCCAGCUAUUCCCGCAAGACCAUCAGCAUGGAGUUGAAAUGGCUGGAGGAUCCUCGCGAUCUAGCAGAUCGUGUCGCUCGUCUAUUGCGCAGCGGCGAUCCUGGCAUGGCCGCAGCUCUGGUCCGUCAAGCACAAAAAGAUGGCAAGCGAUGCGACGUGGCCUGGAAUCAUCUUCUGAGCUAUUGCAUGCAACGGGGUUUCCCGCAAGCCGCGUUCAAGCUGUAUAAUGACAUGAAAAAACGAGGUCGAAUGCCUAGCUCGGUGACAUAUACGUUGAUGCUGAAAGGUCUCGCCGAUGCUCCCAAAUCGCCCGCCAACAUCAAGAUGGCCGAAUCCAUUUACAGGUCUAUUGAGCAUUCCGAUGUCGAUCUCAGUAUAAUCCACACGAAUGCAAUGCUUUCGGUGUGCGACCGCCAUCACGAUAUGGACUCAUUGUGGCGGAUUGCUGGAGAACUUCCCGAGGAGGGUCCACAGGCGCCCGACAUGCGCACCUAUACGAUCAUUCUCGGUGCUCUCCAGUAUUCAGCGCGCAACGACCUUGAGAAGAUCAGCCCGGCAGACACAGAUAAGAUCGUUGAAAGGAAAGAUCAAAUGGUGAUGGAAGGAAAGAGAAUCUGGGCAGAUGUCCUGUACCGGUGGACCAAGGAUCAGUUGCAAAUUGACAAUCAUGUUGUCAAUGCUAUGGCUAGUCUGCUCCUGGAGGGUGCUCGAGAACGAGAUUACUACGAUGUUCUUGCGCUUUACAACCAAACCAUGGGAAUUCCCAUUUUUGCCAAAAAGCCAGCUGAGACGCAAAAGGCCUCGCGGUUCACAAUGUUCCGUCUGGCAUUCUUGCGGCGGUCGGCGGCAGAAUCCGAUCACACUGAGGACGUGCCAUUUGUGGACGAGCACAACCGUCCCUUGCGCGAAGAACCUGAGAAGUCUGAGAAACAGGAACUUCUAGAGGGAGAGGAAGAGGAGAUUGAGAAUUUCGACUUGAUAUUCGACCCCGUCCUACCCAAGAACGAGGGGUUGACCUACAUUCAGCCCGGCAGCAAGGAGCUCACUUUCAUUGAGGAUGUCUGUCAUAGACUCCCUCAAGGUUUCGCUGCAGGCUAUUCCUACUGGGAUUAUUUGACAAUUGAGGUGGAGACGCGGUUCGAGCCUGAUGCGGUUGCCCUGGCUCAAUAUAUGCGUCUCCUUCGCGCUGGCCGAGCCAGCAAGAGGGCUGUUCAAGUCAUGCAAAAUCAAGCACUACCCUCAGGUCUUGCUAAUGAGAAAUUGUUUCAUCUUGCGAUGGCGUGCUGUCGUCGUGAUCGCAACAAUGCCUCGGUUCUUCUGCAUGCGAAUGAGCUCUUGCAAGUCAUGCACAAGGCUUUGAUCCUGCCUGAUCCAAGAGUCCUCGAAUCGUAUCUGGAGCUGGUCCAGUCACUGGCUCAAGCUCCACACGUCCUUCUCAACUUGCGAGGCCUGCCUAAGGAGGGUCGUGGCAAGAAGAUCAAUGAUCUCAAGGCUCUGGGUAAGAAGCUUCACGUUGACCUCCAUGUCGCUGCCAUGGGCGCUUUGCGUGUUCCUGUUUCUCAGCUUCAUGAAGCCUUACAAGGUGGCAAGCCUGAACGCGGGUCUCGAUGGAGUGCCCUGAAGAACGGCUCAGCCAAUAUACCUGCAUCUCUGGCUGUCAAGGUGAUGGCUCGCGUGCGCACUGUCAUCGACGAAUUACUAAAGGCAGAGUACGCCUCUGUCCUGUCAAAGGAAGAUCGAAAGGUCUUACAGAUGGACUCCAAUUCACUGAAGACCUAUUCGGACAAGGAGACUAUCAAGAAGUUUGUUCAGAUGUCAGUCUAUCCUACCAUCGACCAGAAGAAUGCCUUCCAGGAGCGACACGUGCAAGUGGUGGAGGAGGCUCCAGCUUUGACUGAGAAGGAUCAUCCAACGGAGGGGUCCGAAUCAAUCCCAGCUUCCACGGCAUCUGAAGACGGGAAGAAAGAUAUACGCGACUAA
Penicillium diatomitis is the source of this 2340-nucleotide messenger RNA. Its product is annotated as pentatricopeptide repeat-containing protein. The record is from RefSeq and is a predicted model, not a curated record. Gene Ontology annotation, molecular function: protein binding. The coding region runs from base 1 to 2340 and encodes 779 amino acids. NCBI's taxonomy places the organism in Eukaryota, Fungi, Ascomycota, Eurotiomycetes, Eurotiales, Aspergillaceae. The transcript is spliced from 2 exons.